This is a messenger RNA of Galeopterus variegatus (Sunda flying lemur), 4724 nucleotides long. RefSeq names its product muscleblind-like splicing regulator 2 (gene MBNL2). NCBI's taxonomy places the organism in Eukaryota, Metazoa, Chordata, Mammalia, Dermoptera, Cynocephalidae. The record is from RefSeq and is a predicted model, not a curated record. Gene Ontology annotation, molecular function: metal ion binding. Bases 844 to 1947 code for a protein of 367 amino acids. The transcript is spliced from 9 exons.
UCGGAAGGAAGGGCUGCAGCUUACAGCAACAGAGUUUAGACUGUCUUUGCUUCAUCAUCUGAAGGUAAAAUUUUCCAGAUACGGCAGACGGCUUUCAGAGCACAAUAAACAGGGACUGAGAACUAUUUACAUGGAAAUCUCUUCCUCAUGAUGCAGUGGAGAAGCCUCGGUCCCUUGAUUCUGCCAGAUGUUCCUGGGGUUACUGUACAUGGGAAGGACAGGCAGAGCUAAACAAGGUUCAUGAUUUGAAAGUGCCUGUGUGAAGUCACUUUUGCUGCAGACUUCAGCUUGGGAGCUCUUUCUGUGUUCACAUCUUGUUUUUCUCUCAAAUACAUUUCACCCUGACCUUAUGAGUGGAUGAAGAUACCUCAGUUGUCUGGUUUUGUCAAUUGCUUAAUUUCAGAAUUGAAAAAGAAGGAAGAAAAACAAUUCUGCUAAAAUAUGAACAUCUGAGUGGCUUAUGUUUGAGCACCAUCAAUAGCUGUGAGUGUCAGAACUAAAUAUUCUCCCAAGGAGUGCCAUGAUAUUGGAGUCAAUUUAUUAAAAACAGUUGUAUCUGCAAAACAGUGAAGAGACUCAGACGUUUAUAGCCAGAGAUGACACUGAGCAUGCUUUUAUUGCGGCCCGCAGUCUUCAAGUGGAACAUAUUGAUUGAUGAGUGACUGCCUGCCAAUAAACUCUCUCAUCACUCUGCUUCCUGGACUGGACUUCAUUAAGCGAUUUAUCACUUACCUUCAGACUUACAUGUGGGAGUUUUCACAGCAGUAGUUUUGGAAUCAUUGGAACUUGGAUUGAUUUCAUCAUUCAACAGAAACUUAACAGAGUCCAAAUUACUUUAUCAUCAUGGCUUUGAACGUUACCCCAGUCAGAGACACGAAAUGGCUGACGUUGGAAGUCUGCAGACAGUUUCAAAGAGGAACGUGCUCACGCUCUGAUGAAGAAUGCAAAUUUGCUCACCCUCCAAAAAGUUGCCAGGUUGAAAAUGGAAGAGUAAUCGCCUGCUUUGAUUCCCUAAAGGGCCGAUGUUCGAGAGAGAACUGCAAGUAUCUUCACCCUCCGACACACUUAAAAACUCAACUAGAAAUUAAUGGGAGGAACAAUUUGAUCCAGCAAAAAACUGCAGCAGCGAUGCUUGCCCAGCAGAUGCAAUUUAUGUUUCCAGGAACACCACUUCAUCCAGUGCCCACUUUUCCUGUAGGUCCCGCAAUAGGGACAAAUACAGCUAUUAGCUUUGCUCCUUACUUAGCACCUGUAACCCCUGGAGUUGGGUUAGUCCCCACGGAAAUUCUACCCACCACACCCGUUAUUGUUCCCGGAAGUCCACCCGUCACUGUCCCGGGCUCCACUGCAACUCAGAAACUUCUCAGGACUGACAAACUGGAGGUCUGCAGGGAGUUCCAGCGAGGAAACUGUGCCCGGGGAGAGACCGACUGCCGCUUUGCACACCCCGCAGACAGCACCAUGAUCGACACAAACGACAACACCGUAACCGUUUGUAUGGAUUACAUAAAGGGGCGUUGCAUGAGGGAGAAAUGCAAAUAUUUUCACCCUCCUGCACACUUGCAGGCCAAAAUCAAAGCUGCGCAGCACCAAGCCAACCAAGCUGCGGUGGCCGCCCAGGCAGCUGCGGCCGCGGCCACAGUCAUGGCCUUUCCUCCUGGUGCUCUUCAUCCUUUACCAAAGAGACAAGCACUUGAGAAAAGCAACGGGGCCAGCACGGUGUUUAACCCCAGCGUCUUGCACUACCAGCAGGCUCUGACCAGCGCACAGUUGCAGCAACACACUGCGUUUAUCCCAACAGGGUCAGUUUUGUGCAUGACACCCGCUACCAGUAUUGUACCCAUGAUGCACAGCGCUACGUCCGCCACUGUCUCUGCAGCAACAACUCCUGCAACAAGUGUCCCCUUCGCAGCAACAGCCACAGCCAAUCAGAUAAUUCUGAAAUAAUCAACAGAAACGGAAUGGAAUGCCAAGAAUCUGCAUUGAGAAUAACUAAACAUUGUUACUGUACAUACUAUCCUGUUUCCUCCUCAAUAGAAUUGCCACAAACUGCAUGCUAAAUAAAGAUUUAGUUCUUCUGGACAGACCACAACUCUAAGAAGCUAGUGCUGCUAUAUCAUAUAUGAGUAUUAAAUAUGGUAUGCUUAGUAUAUUCCAACCUAAGAUAGUUAACUACCUGAGACCAGCUGUGAUGUUUAAAGACAUAAAGGAUAAAGUUUACUUUUAAAGGGUUCCUAAACAUAGUUUCUGUCCUAGGAAUAUUGUCUUAUCUCCAUAACUAUAGCUGAUGCAGAAAGUCCAACCAAUGUACUCAUUUCGACUCAAUAUUUCAAAUUUAGCAAUAAACAAUUAGCAUUAGUUUAAAAACCUAUUCCAAGGGCAGGUUUGAUUCUAACUCCAAUUAUUGUCAUUUCAUUUACCCACUGGAUCAAAGGGUAUGUUUCACUUCUUGACAAGAUGAAUGCUGCAGCAAAGACAAGAAGUGAAGUAAAACCGAUACCUGUCCUGCAGGUCUAAAAUUUGAAUGGAAAUUCAAGCACAAGUACUGGGGACACAUCAAAGUGUGGUGUUUGGUUUGCCUGGAGAUGCCGCAUUGACUCACGUGAUUCUAGAAUAACAUUAAAUAGAUUGAAAAAGAAACUUUGCACGGUAUGAGCUUCAUACCCCACCAAACAAAGUCUUGAAGGUAUUAUUUUACAAGUAUAUUUUUAAAGUUGUUUUAUAAGAGAGACUUUGUAGAAGUGCCUAGAUUUUGCCAGACUUCAUCCAGCUUGACAAGAAUGAGAGACCCAUGCCAACAGUCUAAUCUAAGGGAUUAGUCUUUCAAACUCACCAUCCGGUUGCCUGUGACAGAAUAACUCUCCUAAACUAAAAACCUAGUCGAACAAGGAAGCUGUAGGUGAGGAGAUCUGUAUAAUAUUCUAAUUUAAGUAAGUUUGAGUUUAGUCACUGCAAAUUUGAUUGUGACUUUAAUCUAAAUUACUAUGUAAACAAAAAGUAGAUAGUUUCACUUUUUAAAAAAUCCAUUACUGUUUUGCAUUUCAAAAGUUGGAUUAAAGGGUUGUAACUGACUACAGCAUGGAAAAAAAAUAGUUCUUUUAAUUCUUUCACCUUAAAGCAUAUUUUAUGUCUCAAAAGUAUAAAAAACUUUAAUACAAGUACAUACAUAUUAUAUAUACACAUACAUAUAUAUAUACUAUAUAUGGAUGAAACAUAUUUUAAUGUUGUUUACUUUUUUAAAUACUUGGUUGAUCUUCAAGGUAAUAGCGAUACAAUUAAAUUUUGUUUAGAAAGUUUGUUUUAAAGUUUAUUUUAAGCACUAUCGUACCAAAUAUUUCAUAUUUCACAUUUUAUAUGUUGCACAUAGCCUAUACAGUACCUACAUAGUUUUUAAAUUAUUGUUUAAGAAACAAAACAGCUGUUAUAAAUGAAUAUUAUGUGUAAUUGUUUAAAACAUCCAUUUUCUUUGUGAACAUAUUAGUGAUUGAAGUAUUUUGACUUUUGAGAUUGAAUGUAAAAUAUUUUAAAUUUUUGGCAUCAUCACCUGUUCUGAAAACUAGAUGCACCAACCAUAUCAUUAUUUGUUUGAGAAAAAAGAAAUCUGCAUUUUAAUUCAUGUUGGUCAAAGUCUAAUUACUACCUAUUUAUCUUAUAUCGUAGAUCUGAUAACCCUAUCAAAAGAAAAUCACAUUCUAAGUGUAAUCUUACAUAUUGCUUGUAUCGUUGCAUUUGUUUUAAUUUGUGGAAAAGUAUUGUAUCUAACUUGUAUUACUUUGGUAGUUUCAUCUUUAUGUAUUAUUGAUAUUUGUAAUUUUCUCAACUAUAACGAUGUAGUUAUGCUACAACUUGCCUAAAACAUUCAAACUUAAUUUCUUUUCUCUUUUUUUUUCUUUAUUAAUUCAUUUAAACUCAUUGAAAACAUAGUAUACAUUACUAAAGCAUAAAUUAUGGGAAUCACAAAUAUUUUUGUAGAAUAAUUGUAACAUUGUCUUUCUUUUUUUUCUUUGGUUUCAUGAUUUUGAUUUUAAAAAUUAUUAGCACACAACUAUUUUCAGCCCUUUAAUAAUAGAGCAUCAAAAACAUCACCUGUAUCCCCAAACAAAUAUAGAAGACUGUAUUUUUUACUAUGAUAUCCAUUUUCCAGAAUUGUGAUUAUAAUAUGCAAAGAGUCAUAAAUAUGCCAUUUACAAUAAGGAGGAGGCAAGGCAAAUGCAUAGAUGUACAAAUAUAUGUACAACAGAUUUUUGCUUUUUAUUUAUUUAUAAUGUAAUUUUAUAGAAUAAUUCUGGGAUUUGAGAGGAUCUAAAACUAUUUUUCUGUAUAAAUAUUAUUUGCCAAAAGUUUGUUUAUAUUCAGAAGUCUGACUAUGAUAAAUAAAUCUUAAAUGCUUUGUUUAAUUACAAAAACAAAAAUCACCAAUAUCCAAGACAUGAAGAUAUCAAUUCAACAAAUACUGUAGUUAAGAGACUAACUCUCCACUUGUAUGGGAACUACAUUUCACUCUUGGUUUUCAGGAUAUAACAGCACUUCACUGAAAUAUUCUUUCAGCCAUACCACUAGUAACAUUUCUACUAAACCUUUCUUUAACACUUAAAGAAUUUCCUCAUUCAUUACCUUACAGUGUAAACAGGAGUCUAAUUUGUAUCAAUUCUAUGUUUGGGUUGUAAUAUUCAGUUCACUCACCCAAUGUACAACCAAUGAAAUAAAAGAAGCAUUUAAAAGGA